AGUCUGAGGACCAGGGAUCAGAGAUCAGGUAAACUGGAAACUCAGUAUCAACGCCAAGAAGAGGACUCAACUGGAAAUCCACCUGUAUCCUCAGAAAGAAUUGUUUUAAACGUUAGUGGUCUGAUAUUUGAGACUUAUGCUAUCACGCUGCAUAAGUUUCCAAACACCCUUCUUGGAGAUCCUGUAAAGCGCGCCCAAUUCUUUGAUCCUCGUCAUGGGCAUUAUUUUUUUGACAGACAUCGAGGAAGCUUUGAGAGCAUAUUAUUUUAUUAUCAAGGCAAUGGAUUUAUACAGCGCCCCUUAACAGUCCCACUUGCUGUGUUUUUGGAGGAGGUGAAAUUUUUCCAGCUUGGUGAGAAGGUCGUACGAAGUUUACUAAGAGACGAAGGUCUGAAAUCUAUGGAUGAUAUUUUAUUGCCUGAUGGUUCUUCGCGACAAAAUUUAUGGCUGUUUGUUGAAUACCCUUUAAGUUCUCGCUACGCCAGAUGGUUUUCCAUUUUUUCCAUUACAAUAAUUUUGAUAUCUGUGGCAAGCUUUUGUCUGGAGACGCUACCGCUCUUCAUUACCUAUCACGUAGAAAUAACAAAAACUGUUCCAAAAUUUACGGCCGACAAUUUUUUCUUCCGAGAGGAGUUUUUCUACGUAGAAUUAACUUGCAUGCUGUGGUUUACGAUUGAGAUAUUCAUAAGAUUUUACAGCUGCCCGAAUCGGUAUUCAUUCUUUAGAAGCGCCUUAAAUAUUCUUGACAUCGCAUCCGUUUUGCCUUUUUAUGCCUUGAUCAUAAUGAUGUGUUUUGAAAUUCCCAUCACACGUCCUACAAUCUAUUUACGGUUUUUCCAUUUUCUGAGACUUUUCCGCGUUAUUCGAGUUCUGAAACUUUCUCGUCACUCAAAAGGGUUGCAAGUGCUUGCCAAGACCAUGGUGGCGAGCAGUCGUGAACUUACCCUUCUACUGUUUUUCCUUAUUGUGUGUGUGGUGCUUUUCGCAACUGCAGUCUAUUACGCGGAGCUUGACUCCCAUCCAAACAGCUUUGCUAGCAUUCCAGACUCCUUUUGGUGGGCUGUGGUGACAGUGACUACUGUGGGUUAUGGAGACAUGCAUCCCCAAACCACGCUAGGUAAAUUCGUUGGAUGCUUGUGUGCCGUGGCUGGGGUUCUCACAAUUGCACUUCCAGUUCCUGUGAUUGUUUCUAAUUUCAAUUACUUUUACGUAAAGGAAAGGGAAAAUGAGGAACUUAUUAAUUACGCUUUAUUGAAUCGGCGAAGGACUCAAGGCCUGGCAGAUGAUCAAAUUUUUACUGAAUUCUAA
This is a messenger RNA of Hydatigera taeniaeformis, 1308 nucleotides long. The record is from the annotation of a GenBank genome assembly. NCBI's taxonomy places the organism in Eukaryota, Metazoa, Platyhelminthes, Cestoda, Cyclophyllidea, Taeniidae.